Closterium sp. Naga37s-1 is the source of this 2268-nucleotide messenger RNA. The record is from the annotation of a GenBank genome assembly. NCBI's taxonomy places the organism in Eukaryota, Viridiplantae, Streptophyta, Zygnematophyceae, Desmidiales, Closteriaceae.
AUGGACUCAGUCAACGUGGCGCUUCGGUUUCAAACGGGAGAACCAGGAUUCCCCAACGCACCUCAAACGGGGAAACCAGCAUCAUGCUUCGACGUGCUUCAAAAGGGGGAGCUGCAAGGCGGCGGCGCGCUGGCAGCGGAUUGGAGCAGCAUAAGCCGGAACGAGCUGAGCCUCAUCCAAGCAGCUCUGCAGCGCGCCGAGCACCCUGGAAUGCCACUGGGUGGCCCUGCUUUGAUCGCCGCGCAGCAAUUUCCGAGUGACUUGGAGCCUGCGUUAACCGCGGCGCACCUCGGACUGCCACUGGGUGGCUCCGCUUUGACCGCCACGGCGCAGUGGCAAGGGCUGGGUGACACCGAGCCGGCUUUAAUCGUGGGGCAUGCAGCGCUGUUGGCAACAGAGAGUGAAGGAGAGAGUUCGGCUGCAGAGACAACACCCUCUGCAGCGCUUUUUGAGGCGCCUCAAAAACCCUCUGCAGCGCUCCUGCAGGAUGGGUAUGGUGCUCUGGGGCAGCUAUCUCCAACCACCCCCCUGCUGGUUCAAAUCUCGAAUGAGACCUGCGGCAGUUCCCUUUCGCCCCUUCCUUCGCCACCCAACACCUCCCUUCCUCCCCCUGCUUGUCGCUCCUUCACCCCGCCGUCCCUUCCCCCGGUCCUCCACCCAUCAACAGCGCUGAGGGCUCGCUGCAGUCCCAGCUUUGUGCCAUCUUUUGGCACGAAGCGAAGGCUGUUAGCCGCCCAGAUUCAUGAUCUUGCGGAUAUGGAGGCUCUUCAGGUGAGGAAGAGGUUACGUGGUAACCCUACUGCCGCUGACUCUGGCCUCCCUCUUGCUGCAACUGCUGCUGCUGCUCCUCCUCCUGCUCCUCCUCCCCCUCCUGCUGCUGCUGCUACUGCUGCUAUUGCUGCAACUGCUGCUGUAUUCUCUAGCAGCAGUAUAACCAGGCACGAAGCGCCAUGGAGUGCAGAAUCAGCAGCAGUGCCUGCUGCUGUUAUGGCCGGCCCAACCUCUGCAACCUUCGUGGCAAGAAGCACACAUGCUGCAGUGCCCUCCUCCUGGACUGCUGCUGCUGCUGCCACUCCUGCUGCAACUGCUGCUGCUGCUGCAACCGCCUUCCCAAGAGACGCUGGCAUGUGCCGCACACGUCUCAGCAUGAGCCCCACACACUCUGGCCUGGACGCCACCCACCCUGACACGUUGCCCACACGUGCUGGUGUGAGCCCAACACGUGCUGGUGUGAGCCCAACACGUGCUGGUGUGAGCCCAACGUGUGCUGGUGUGAGCCCAACGUGUGCUGGUGUGAGCCCAACACGUGCUGGCGUGUGCCUGCCACAACACCCAUUGGACCAGCUUGCUGCAGCUCUCGUGAAGCCGCCGCAUCCCUUCAAGAGGGAGAGUGGGGUGGGACUUGAUGGGUGCGUGGACAGUUUUCCUCGUGCCGCUGCUGCUAUUGAUGAUGAUGCUGCUGCUGGUGCUGGUGGUGCGGCUGUUGGUGGUGAUGCUGUUGCUGCCGCUGCUUCUGCUCCAGCUGCUCCUGCAAUGCCAACCUCGUCCCUUGCACACCAGCAGAGGCAAGCAGCUAUUAGCAGUCUCUUCAGGCGACUCCAAGCGCAAUCACCUGGCAGCACCGCUCUGCACCGCUCCGUGUCUUCAGAGCUGCGUUUUGAACCGUCUCAAGGGCUGUCGCAACCGCAGCAGCACCCCCGCAGCAGCACCUCCCUAAUGCAACCAUCAGUGCAACCAGCAGCAGUGCAACCAGGGUCCUUCCAGGCACACGCGCACAAGCCUUUCCCCCCCAAGUCCUCUGGCCUCCUGCCGCGCACCCAGCAACCGUUCUCUCCAAAUUCUCCACAGAUUCAGGCAGCAGCAGCGUUUCGGUCGCCCUCAGCAGCACCCCGAGAAUCAACGCCAGGAGGAAAAACGGGCUUUAAGUCGCCCUGUGCAACCCCAUCUCCGUUGUCCCAGUCGCCAAGGGCAGGGGUGGGACGCGCAAGGGCUGUUGCAGCAGCAGCAGCAGCAGCAGCAGCAGCAGCAGCAGAAGCGAGGCAGAUCACAGGGAAGAGUGCCACAGAGAAGCAGCGGCGGUCCAGAAUAACAGAGCGGUUAGAGGCCCUCAAGGCAGCAAUACCAGCGGAGGUGCUGCUGAGGCAGCAGGGCCGGACGGGGUUCAGCAAUCGCACUCAGAUCGCCACCCUUCUGGAUGCUGCCGUGGGUUUUAUUGAGGGAAUGCGCGAAUACAAGCUGGAGCUGGAGAGGCAGCUGUUGGCCUCAUAA